AUGAAUACUCCUGUAGUAGACGGUAGGAGUGUUAAUCCUCUCUAUCUUAACGAACGGAAUAUUCACCUGCAACGAGACCCGAAUGAUCUGAAAUUCGGUUUUUAUCUUCGAGUUAAGAAUGGCAAAUAUUAUAUACACACAACUGAACCAAAUUCGCCUGCUGAACGUGGUGGUUUACACCCAAAUGAUGCUAUUAAAACAAUAAACGAGCAUCCGACAGAUCAAAUGCCUAUUUAUGAUCUUAUCAAACUUAUUCAAAACAGUAAUGAUCUCAUAUUCACCGUUCAACAGAACGUUACUCCUUCAGCUUGUGAUAUUAGUGGUGGGGAGAAUCAGAAAGGUGAACAAAAACUACAUCCUUCAUGUAACUUUCUGUCGAGUGAAAGAACGAGCGCUACAAACGCUAAUUUACAUCAUGAAAAAGUCUUAAAUGGAGUCAGAAGACGAUUAUUGAAAUUAUUAAAUAGAUAAGACGUAAGCUAAUUUAAGACGAAUUCUUUAAUUGGAUUUAAAAGUACAGACAAGUCGAUAUCACGAAAACUUUUAGUGCUUAUAUCCGUCGGUACAUUUUAUUUUUAUUGUAAUUUAUUCAUUCCAGCAUAUCUAUCGAAUUUUAAGGAAGUGCUUCAUUGGGUUUUAAGCUUCAUUUAGGGAAGCCGUCAAAAAACGCAUCGGUGAAACAGGUUUCUUUUAGUUUUUAAGAAAUAGAGCUGUCAGUAUCAUAGAUAAAAGUUAGUAAAAUAGAUCCAUUUCAAUUUAAUAGUGAUUUUAACAUACAUUUUACUAACUUUAUUCUGUAAUAUUGAGAUCUCUAUAUGCCAAAAAAUUAAAGAGAGCUUUUUCUAAAAAAAUAGCAUAGUAUAAAGUACGAGUUGUGUACUACAAACUGCCAGAAAAGCUGAGGAAUGGUACCGUCAAAUUUGUUAACUUUUUAAUCCGGGAAGUUGCCAGAAUAAACACUAAUUUCAUAGUAAAGGGAAUCUUUCUUUUUGAUAAAACGAUAAAAUUUGUUCUUUUCUCCAUUUCUUGCUUUAUAUCUCUCUCUGUAGUGUGCAUAGAAAGAAAAAAAACAUCCAGUCCAGUAUAGUACAGAAAAGAAUAUAUACAUACAUCGUCAUUCUGUUAUACGAUAGUUCCAUAUUCUUUUUCUCAGGCAUAUUGAAUAAUACUGUUCUCCGAGAACAGUAUAUAUUUUCACCGGUAAUUUGAUUGGAAACAAAGUUGAAUUUUGUUUCCAAUCAAAUUACCGGUGAAAAUAUCACCGAUGCGACUUUUGACGGCUUCCCUUAAGACAUUUUCCGUAAUACGGCAAAAAUCAGACUGAGAAGAGUUAUUUUCGGAUAUGAGACGUCAUUUCUAUUUUUGCCGUUUACCGGUUAGAAAUAUAUAUUCUCGUGAUAUUAGUUUAUUGGUUUUCGUUAACUUCGACCAAUUUUGCUGGUAGUGAUGGAAGAGUUAGAGCUGUUGCAACACAGCGUCACUAAUGAAUGCUCAUUUUAAAAUUUCAGAUACAAACUUACGUUUGAGGUAUAAAGGUUCUGAGCUUUUUAAUUCAUAUUAGUAUUUGUUCUAUUUAUUUAUUAAAUAGAUAGUAGGCAACGUUUCGACGUUUUACAUUCCUUCUUCAGGUCCCAACAAAAACUUUAACGACCUAUGCAUCAACAAACAAAUUUGAAACGAAAACUCAGUUUAAAUGGUGUAGAAACUAAUUAAAAACAUAAUAACUAAAGUUAUUUUUAAUUAGACAAACAUCAUACUAAAAUUAGUUACUUUUUCCUCUCCUGUUUUCUUAAAUUGUAUAAUAUGUAUUUUCUUUCUAAUACUCCAUGUUUUAUCAAGAUUUCUAUCUGUUGUGUAUUCUUUUUCAUCUUUUGGUUGUUCUUCUUUUACGUAUCUUAUAUCGUUAUCUUUUUUAAUCCAUUUUUCUAUUUUUGGUCUCCAUUUAUGACUAAUAAUUAUUCUUUUAUUGUAUGAUUUAUUGAUUAACGAAUAUGCAGUCUCUAUUCUUCUCCUUUUAAAGGCAUUUAUUUUGUUAUAAAAAAUAACAUUCUCGUCAAAUUGAACUUGAUUAAUUUUACAAGAAGCUCAAUGUUUUGGUAUCUCUGAAACGUCAAAUUUGUCCCUCUUAACACAUCUUUCUUAUUGUUUUAAUCAUUUAUCGACUCACUCACUCUCACUGACUUACACCGAACCGUACUGAAAUUUUUAUCCAAUUUGGUUCAGCGCGGAGCAAGCACCAAAUUUUCUAAUGCUUCAAGCUGUUUUCUAGAUAGGAGGCUUACACAUAUAGGAACACCCUACCUGAGCCGACGGGUCGGUGUAAAGAAACCAGCUAUGUAGUCGUGAUCUCUAUGGUUUGAACCCUUUGUUCAUUUAAUAGGAAUGCCACCUUUUUCCAUAAAAUUUAGACGGUUGUGAUCCUACCCAGGCCGUGAAAAAUGAGAUAAAAAAUGAGCCAUGAAUGACUCAUUUAUGUGCCAUAUAUGGCUCAUUUUUAAAUCAUAUCUCUCCCAUAUUUAUCUCAUUUAUUGUAUCAUAAUGUAGUCA
Didymodactylos carnosus is the source of this 2547-nucleotide messenger RNA. The record is from the annotation of a GenBank genome assembly. NCBI's taxonomy places the organism in Eukaryota, Metazoa, Rotifera, Eurotatoria, Philodinida, Philodinidae.